AUGGCGUUCUCGGGUGCUGGAGCAAGUAAUCCUACCUCCUAUUACAGCAACGCUCCUGCUACGGAUCAGAGUGAUCAGACUGCUCGGGCUCAGGAUCAAGGUGACGGAAGGGUUUGGGAUGAUUCUUCUUGGAACCGGGGUGAUCAAUGGGCUUGGCAGGGAUGGUAUAGACCAUACGGCUACCGCUAUCACUGGUCUUGGGGUUCAAAGGCCGAGUGGAGUACAGACGGUGGAGAUUUCUCCAGUGGAUCACCGGGCGAGGGUGAUGAUGAUCAGGGCUCAGGUGGGCGCCAAGAUGAGCAUCCAUCGCAUGAGCUCCGCAGUUCCGAGGGCGAGAAUGCGGGUUACAAUCGGAGGGCUUCUUGGAAUUCUUCCGGGAAGUGGGCUGGAGACUCAUCGACAGGGAUCUCUAAUUCACAAGAUGAUGGGAACCUGGGGUCCGAGGCCACAGCUACGAAGGGCUCUUUCAACGAGAGGAUGGCAGUUCCGGGAUUCGAUGCUCAGAGUUCUGGGGAGGAGCUUGGCAUGAGCGCUAGGUCUUAUCUUCGCCAGGUGGACGCAUGGUGCAAGGUAACGAGGACACCCAAACAUCAGCAAGCCCUUCUACUCUAUCAGAACCUCUCGGGAAGGGCAUGGGUUGAAUCAGAGGAAUUGAGCGUUGAGGAUCUCUCGGGCAACAACGGUGUAUCAAUCUUUCGAGCUUGGAUUCAAGAAAGGUAUCAGGAAGUCGAAGUGUCAAAGAUUGCGGAAAGCCUUACUGCAUUCUUUAAGCGGCUUCGUCGUCAAUCUGGGCAAACCAUCAGGGAAUUCAACUCGGCUUUCGAUAGGAGUCACUCCCGACUCCUAGAAAUCGACUGCCGCCUCCCAGAGGUGGCAAAGGCAUGGGCCUAUCUCAACGCGCUUAGCCUGAGCAGUUCAGAGGAAUUGGCUUUGCUGGCAUCGGUAGGGAAUGAGUACAAUGUGACAAAGUUGCAGCGCGCAGCAGUGUUGCAUGAGAAGUCCCUACGCCCUCCUUGGCAACCCCGGAAAGGGCCUUAUCAGGACAUUGGCGGUAAAGGGCAGAAGGGGGUCAAGGCUUCCUAUAUGACUGGGGUCGAUGAGGUUGAUGAGGAUGAGGAGGUUUACCAGGGGGCAGAUGACGAGGUGCUUGCAGAGGAAGAAGCCGUUGCGAUGCACGAGGCGUAUGUAGCUCAGGAGACCGCAAAAGCCAGAUAUCGUGAGGUCUCCAAAGCACGGGGUGUGGAUCCUAGUGUGCUGCGGAAGGGUGUCAGUGAGAAUCCGGGGAAAUCCAACAUCGAGGAGCGCCUUGCACAGGCGAAGGCACGAUCGUUCUGCGCCGGGUGCGGCAGGCGAGGACACUGGCACAAGGACAGCACAUGUCCUCUCAACAAACCGGAGAACCAGCAGCUCGGCAACAAAGGGAAUGUCCCUAAGUCCGGCGGGGAUCAACAGGCCCAUGUGACAUCCUCCAGCGGUGAUGGGAGCGGAUCGGUUGUUCAGGUUGCUUACGAGGUCGGGUACCCGAGUGGCAACAAACUGUAUGCAAUCACGGACACCGCUUGCAGUAAGUCGGUUAUGGGUCAAGGAUGGCUUGAAUCCUACUUGAAACUGGCGAGGAACGCGGGCCUGGAAACCCAGUUUGUGAACGCCUCGGACGAUUUCAGGUUUGGUGCUUCGAAACUCUUCCGAGCUACAUACACAGCAACCAUCUUGAUCGAGGUUGGCGGUAAACCGUUUGCGGUCAGGGCUUCGGUGGUCGAGGGUGAGGUUCCGCUCCUUCUCAGUCGGAAGGUCCUGAGUGUUUUGGGCAUGGUGUACGAUGUCGAUGAGAACACGGCACGGUUCAAGCACCUGGGAGUCGACAACAUCAUGCUUUCGACCACUGACAAUGGCCACCCCGCCUUGAUCGUGAAUCCGAGGGUAGGUCAUAAUCCCAAGUUGCCGUCACCCCAAGAGUGGGCUGAUGAUGAGGUGAAGCUACUCCCUCUCGCCAGGAAGCAAUACACGGUGCAUACAUCUCUCAUGACCUCGUCUCACGAUCUUGAGGUCGAACACCAAUAUGUUGGCGGAGGUGUAGAUAGCAAACUUCCCUCGCGAGGACCGCUGGCGAGUGACUUCUGGAUUGAGACACCAAGUGCCUUUGUGAGUGCACCUCGGCAAUUUCAUGUGGGAGUUCGCAUGCGUUACAUCAAGUGCAUGACGCAUGGAGAGGGGAAACGAGUUCACAACAUCCAGUUCUAUGGGUCGGCAGGACUGUUUUCUCCCGAGCUUCCUGUAGCACUCCUUUUGAAGAUUCCCUCUCGAAUCCUGCGGUUGCUGCUCCUGAAGAUGGCCUCCUCAUCCGAGACAACGGGGAAUGUGUGGCACAUGACGAAGGCGCAGCUCAUCUCGAAGGCGAUGGGCAUGGGGAUCACGAUCCACCAAUCUUGGAGUGUGGGCGAAAUUCGCCAGCUUAUCCAGGAGAAGAAGAAGGCCAUGGGCGAGAUCUCAGAGGUCCCGAAAGGGUUGGCAUCAAUGAACAAAGCCCAACUCCUAGAGCAGUGCCGGUUGUUGGAAAUCGAGGUGCCCGAGAAGGCGACGAAUGGCCACUUGACCCUCCUCAUCCGGGACUGUUGCACCAGGAACAAAGGGGAUGCGGUGGUGAGUUUCGGGCGACACCGCGGCAAGUUGUUCCGGGAAGUACCCCAGAGUUAUCUUCGCUGGGCUUUGGCAGAGGUAAAGGAGCGGGGCCCGGAAGGGUCCAGCCCGGACUUAGUGAGCCUGAGCAGGUUCGCGGCGCAAGUCCUCCAGGAGGUUCCCGAGGUGAACAACAAGGAUCCGGAAAUGAACUCCAUGGUGCCAGUGCCGCAGGACGUGGAGUCGGUGGUGAGCUGGGGAUCCGAGGGGUGGAGCGAGUUGUCUCCCGAGGCCCGGAAGCUCAACAGCCAGGCGAACUCAAGGCAGGUGUCGAUGGCUGCGCCGAAGAGCGCUAUGCGGUCCCCAUCGGUGAAGCGAACCACGGAUCAUCAGGGCGAGCCCGGGAAGGCGAUGAUGAAUCAAGAUGUGCCUCCAGAGGUAAAAAAGGAGAUCGACGAGCUGAUGGCGAAGGUGGCAUCGCUAAAGGAUGAAGACCUUCAGAGCGAACCGGAUUUCGAGGUUAAGACCCAGGAGAUCCAUGUCCUCCCCGGGGUACGUGAUGUGGAGAUUGCGUCAGGGGAAGUCUUCUAUGAAUGCCGAAACGGCGACUUCAGUACAGAUGCUGGAGUCACCAAAGUCUCUAGCGAACAUCGUGCGCGAGACCUUCUUCGCAGAAAAGACUUCAGCUUCGAAGCAUGUGAAGGGCUCCUCAUUGACGUGUGUGAACACUGCCAGGCUAGUAGAAAGCGCAAGAUCAUGGAUGGCACGUGCAGUGUGGCCUUCGGGGCCUACUCCCAUGGGAACCACUAUGGGGUGAUCCGGCGCACGUAUCAGCAUUGGUACGUGACGAAGUAUGUGAAUGCCUUCAUGCGUUUCCAUGGUGCCAAGGGUCAGUGGAGUAGUGUGCAGUUGUGUUUCAAUUGUCAUGUCGGUCCCCAUAAAGACGUUCACAACCUUGGGGACAAUUGGACUAUUUCCUUUGGGGACUUUGAGGGCGGACGUCUUUGGCUAGAACACAACGACCCAACCAAGGUUCCAGACGCCAUUGAGUCCCGCGAGGCGAUCCUUGCCGACGGCUCCAAGGCGAUCGGAUGCUUGGUGGAUACAAGACAUAACAUGUACAAGUUCUGUCCCAAGCGAAAACAUGCCGUAGAACAAUGGACAGGGAAUCGUUGCAGCAUCAUCGCCUAUGUCACUCGUGGGAUUGGUGAGCUUAGCAGGCCCGAACGUGAUGUUCUCAGGAGCUCCGGUUUCCCUUUGGGCAGAAGUGAAGGUGCAUGUGCUUGGGAGAAAGAGCAUGAGACGAGGCCGAAGAAGAGCAUUAGGAAGAACCUUUGGAAGGGAGCUCGAAGGGCAAGUUCGCUCCUCACUCUCAGUCUCGCAGCGGCAUCGUCGUUCAUCUCAGAGAAUAUACCCUUUGGAAAACCACCGCAUCAGGCAUGCCUCUUCGAGAUCGGCGGCAAUGAGUUGACGCUGGACAUGAUCGAGGCGGGUUUUCAGGCCAUCGAACCUCUCAGUUGGGGCGACUAUGUUGAUACUAACCAUGCUCUGAAAGUGACUGACGUGAUCAACAAUCUUAAGCCCAAUGUCGUUUGGUUUCAAGGUUGUGAUGAGAGCAACAAUUUCAUUGAGCAGAUCGUGGCCACUGCCGGACAGCAGCUAGAACAUGGCGGUUCUGUUGUAUACCAUGCCGACAAGAACGAUCAUGUCUGGGAGAAUAGGAUCAUGAAAUGCUUCAUGAAUGAGAACGCUCAUCUUCUAGAAGACCAAGGUGAAGCGUGGCUUCUUCGUGUAGGGGGAGUACUUCAUGAUACCGGAGAUUCAGGCGGAGAAUGCGGCAAUCUUGAACAUGAGGCGCAUGUUGUAUCCCACGAUGAUAAGAAAGAUCGACACGAACCCUUAGGUGCAUCAGCUAUUCACUUCAACAAGAAUGUGCCGAAGCAUGUCCAGGCCGCAUUGACCAGACUACAUCAGAACCUAGGGCACCCAAAGAUCACUGACCUAGUUCGUCAUUUGAGGUUCGCCGGUGCUGACGACGAGGUGAUCAAGGCCUGCAAAGGGAUGCGAUGCGAAGUUUGCGAUCGAAACCAGAGGACCGGGAGCGCUAGACCGGGGGUGCUACCUUCACUUCUAGACAUGAACCAAGUGGUCAGUGUCGAUGUCUUUUCGGUCUUUGACUCGGAUCGUGUGCGGCAUGAGUUUCUCUCAAUCAUUGACCACGCCACUACAUUUCACUUGGUGUGCGAGCUUGAGGGUCACUCCGGCGAGGAUUUCUGUAGGCAGUUCACCCAACUCUGGGGAAACGUUUUCGGGGCUCCUGGGACGAUUUCAGCGGACUUAGAGAGCGGGCUCCAGCUUGGAGUUUCCAAGUACGCGGAGUUCCACGGGUGCCGGGUGAGAUCCUCAGCUGGACAAGCACACUGGCAACAAGGGGUAAUCGAGAGACACGGUUACUGGUACCAGGAGAUACUCCAGAGGGUCAUUGAUGAGAAGUCCAUCACGAGUGACGACAUGUACAUGGCGGUCCAGGCGGUGAACAGCGCUAAGAAUGAACUUCGACGUAGACAUGGUUUCUCCCCUACACAAGCCGUAUUCGGUAAAGACCCCAGAGCACCCGAAGAACUAGAGUCCGGAGUUGACGAGGAGAGAUUCAUCGAGAUCAUGUCCGGUGACCAACGUCGACAACGUGAAGUUAGCAUCAGAGCCUCGGCACGCAUGGCAUUCUUCAGAACUCAGAUCGACUCGAAAUUUCGCAGAGGGAUGAUCCAGAGAGCGCGUGUCAAGAGAGGCGGUUAUGCGGUCGGAGAGCUUGUAUGUUUCUAUAGGAUCGAGAAGAUUGCUACAAAACGUGGGCAAUGGCGGGGACCGGGCACCAUCAUUGGCCACGAAGGCGGCAACUGGUGGGUGUCGUUCGGGGGACGUUGUCACUUGGUUGCCGAAGAACACUUGAGGCCGGCUACCUCUGAAGAGCUCGGAGAGCUCUUCUCCACCAGGAUUGUGAGGGACGAUUUGGAGAAACUCCUCGAGUUGGAUCCUGAUGACCCCGACACAUACCAACCCCCUGAUGAAGAGAUCCCAGAGUUUGAAGAUCCGUUCCAGGAGUUCCCAAACAACGACCUCGAGGACAUGGACUACGAGCCCAGUCUCCCCGAGGAAGAUGGACAGGACAUGGUUGUUGAUGACGAUGUUCGGGGUGCUAAGCGUGACGGUGACCCUUCUGAUGUGCCUCCUGUUGUUUCUAGACGGGUUCGAAGAAAGGGCCAGGGAGUUCGUGUCCAUUCAGCCAACAUGUUGAAGCGGUGCCAAACGGAGCGAGCCCUCGAAAAGCAGCUCGAAAAGGAGAUACCUUGGAAGUUGGUGCCUCCGGAAGAACAUGCUGCAUUUCGUGCCGCGGAACUAAAACAGACGAAAGAGCACUAUGAACAUGAUGCACUGGAACCUCUUUCGGUCGAAGAAUCCGCCGAGGUGUACGAUCGUGUACACAGCAGCAGGAUCCUCUCUUCGAGAUUCGCAUAUCGAGAUAAACAUUGGAGUCGUCGGAAGAUCGAUGCGAGUGUUCCUUGGAAACACAAAGCACGCUUAGUAGUCUCAGGACACAGAGACCCAGACAUCCAACACCUUGAGACGGAUGCUCCCACCAUCGGGCGCCUCACAGUUCUCACUUUGCUGCAGAUAGUAGCCAGUCGUCGUUCGAAGUUAGGAUGGAUGGCAUCAGCUGGAGACAUCACGGCGGCAUUCUUGAACGGAGACCCGUUGGAGAGGGAACUGUAUCUUCGUCAGCCUAGAGGUGGUGUGGAAGGUCUUCUACCAGAACAGCUUUUCAGGGUGAAGAAAGGGAUAUUCGGGCUACCCGACUCGCCUAGGAAGUGGUGGCGGAGAUUGAGGCGAGAUAUGCUGAGCAUCAAGAUCGAUUUCCAAGGACUGACUCUUCGGUUCACACAAUGCCCCUUGGAUCCAUGUCUAUUUCAGCUGUGCGAUCCCGAAUCUGGCAAACCACUCGCUUAUGUCGGGGUUCAUGUCGAUGAUCUCUUAACGGUAGGCCCUAGAGACCUUGUGGGCUGUAUCAAGAGCUCGCUGUCUGCAGUGUUUCCAGUGGACGACUGGGAAGACGACAUGUUUGAGUACAUCGGAUCUCACGUCAAGGUCAGCGAAGAGGGCGUCUUUGUGGGUCAGGAGUCUUAUGCUAGUUCCAGGUUAUUCGAAGUUGAAGUACAGAAGGGUCAAGAUGAACUGGAACAAGCAACAGAGGCGCAAAGGGUCGACAACCAAUCCCUUAUUGGUGCCUUGUCUUGGUUGAGUGCACAAUCGAGACCAGAUCUUCAGUGCAGUGUGUCACUUGCGCAACAACUCCAGAAAACCCCGACGGUUGAGGAUAUCAAGUUCACCAAUAAGAUCGCAAAGAGAGCUUGGGAGCACAGGGAUAAGGGGAUCUGGCUUCGUCCACUUGACUUGUCAUCCUUGGAAUACUUAGUCUAUCACGACUCUGCCUGGGCUAAUGCACUGUUGGAAGGGGAAGAGCACUUUAUUCUGAGUCCCGAAGAUCAUGAAAAGGGGACUAUGAAGGAAGGCCCCUUCGACAGGAAGGCACGAAAAGCCAAGAAGGAGAAUUCCAAGGUUGCUAGCCAAAUGGGCAUCCUCAUUGCCCUCGUUGAUGCGAACGGCUUCAAAAGUGGAGGCGGCGAGGCUAGCAUCAUCGAUUGGAAAUCUACGGCUAAUCCUAGGGUAUGCCGAUCAACCUUCGCUGCCGAGACCACUGCCUGUUCUGAAGCCGUGGAGAUGGGCCAGUAUGUCCGCUCAUUCGUGGAAUCAGUGCUACACGGAAGCCUGAAGAAGAUUAACGAUGUUGCGGGAUCCAAGCUCAGAUGCCUGACAGAUUGCAAAUCCCUCUAUGAUCAUCUUCACCGUGAAGGAGUACCGCGGGUUCCGUCAGACAAACGCCUGGCUAUAGACCUAGCUGCUCUUAGACAAACAUUCGACCUGGAGCGCGUCCGGGAUAGAAUUCCUCUUUAUUGGGUGCCAACCGAGUUCCAACUUGCCGAUAUCUUGACUAAGCCGAAAAGUCCGGAUGGCUGGUGGGACACAAUUUGCAGUUGCAUCCGAUUACCCUUCGUCAAGAGAGUAGGCGAAACCUCCGAAUAG
This is a messenger RNA of Symbiodinium sp. CCMP2592, 7755 nucleotides long. NCBI's taxonomy places the organism in Eukaryota, Dinophyceae, Suessiales, Symbiodiniaceae. The record is from the annotation of a GenBank genome assembly.